AUGAUUGGGAACACAGUGGACUGCAUAGGGGCAAAUUGGGGAACUCAGGCGACCCACCCUCUGCCGCCCCGGGCGGUGGCGAGGCUGCUGAGGGGCAAUGGGUUUCAGAAAGUGAAGCUGUUUGAUGCCGAGGAUGGUGUUUUGAGGGCUCUGAGUGGGUCGGGGAUUGAGGUCAUGGUUGGGAUCCCAAAUGAUAUGUUGGCCACAAUGGCUCAGAGCAUGAGUGCUGCUGAUUUAUGGGUUCAGAACAAUGUUUCGGCUCAAAUCUCUUCUAAUAAUGUGGACAUCAGGUAUGUAGCGGUGGGGAACGAGCCGUUCCUAUCAACGUACAACGGCACUUUCGAGUCCACGACCUUCCCAGCCCUCCAAAACAUCCAGGCGGCCCUCAUCAAGGCCGGGCUCGGCAAUCGUGUCAAGGUAACCGUCCCUCUCAACGCUGACGUCUACCAGAGCCCCUCCCAACUCCCAUCCUCCGGCGACUUCCGGCCCAACAUCCGCGACCUCAUGCUCCAAAUUGUCACCUUCCUCGCCCAGAACGGCUCCCCCUUCACCGUCAACAUCUACCCUUUCAUCAGCCUCUACAACGACCCGGGAUUCCCAAUCGACUACGCCUUCUUCAACGGCUACUCGUCCCCGAUAAUCGACGGGACCCGCACCUACACGAACGUCUUCGACGCCAAUUACGACACCCUCGUCUGGGCACUUCAGAACAACGGCUUCCCCAACAUGACCAUCAUCGUGGGCGAGGUCGGGUGGCCCACCGACGGGGACCGCAACGCGAACCCGGGCUACGCCCAGCGGUUCAACCAGGGCUUCCUGUCGCGAGUCAACCAGGGGACGCCCAUGAGGCCCGGCCCGAUCGAUGCGUACCUUUUCAGCCUCGUGGACGAGGACGCGAAGAGCAUCCAGCCGGGGAAUUUCGAGCGCCACUGGGGGAUUUUCUACUACGACGGCACCCCAAAGUACAACCUCAGCUUGGGGGGGCCCAGAGGCGGCGAGGGGGUAGUGGGGGCAGAGGGGGUCCGGCGCCUCCCGGGGAGGUGGUGCGUGAUGUCCGGGGGGGCGAGUCUGGACGACCCGCAGGUGGCGAACAGCGUGGCCUACGCGUGCUCCAGGGCCGACUGCACGAGCCUCGGGUACGGGACCUCGUGCGGGAGCCUGGACGGGAUGGGGAACGUGUCGUACGCGUUCAAUAGCUACUACCAGAUCCAGGACCAGCGGGCGGACGCGUGCAGGUUUGCGAACCUGUCGGUGGUUGUUACGCGGGACCCGUCGGUCGGGACGUGCCGGUUUGGGGUCAUGAUCGACACCAGAGGAGGGGGGAGCGGGUGGGGCCCGCCUGGUUUGUUGAUUAGGAUUGUUGUGUUGUUGGUGGCCAUUUUUGCUUAG
Molecule: messenger RNA, 1389 nt
Organism: Striga hermonthica
Lineage: Eukaryota; Viridiplantae; Streptophyta; Magnoliopsida; Lamiales; Orobanchaceae
Source: the annotation of a GenBank genome assembly